AUGCUGGGAUUAGAGGUCAUCGUGCUCUGUCUUCUUUUUGGAGCCCUCACUCACGGACAGACAACAGAGUGCCAGAAGAAGCAUGAAUGUCCCAUAGAUGUGUACUUCACCAUAGAUACAUCUGAGACCAUUGCCAUGCAGGAGCCGCCCCCUGGAUCGCUGGUGGAGAGCAUCAAGGAAUUCACUGAGCAAUUUGCACAGAGAUUAGAAGAUGCUGAAUUAAAAGGUGCUGUGCGGAUCAACUGGAAGAUUGGUGGACUACACUUCUCCCAGACACAGCAAGUGUUCAGUCGCCUUGCAUCAAAGAACGAUUUCAUCACAGGUCUCAGGGGGAUCCGUUACCUGGGUAAGGGUACCUACACCGACUGCGCCCUCACCAACAUGACCCAGGAAAUGCUGCGCUCACCCACAUACCCCAAGGCCCUCCGAUUUGCUGUGGUCAUCACAGACGGCCAUGUGACCGGAAGACCGUGCGGGGGAAUCAAAGUGGCAGCAGAGAAAGCUCGUGACGAGGGCAUCCGGAUGUUUGUCGUGGCGGCAUCGAAGAACAUUGAAGAGACGGGGCUCAGGGAGAUCGCCAACUCUCCUGCGACGGUCUACAGGAGGGACUUUAUGGCUGUGGAUCUAAGCCAGGGCAGGGCCAUCAUACAAGUAGACACCAUUAACCGCAUCAUCAAGACAAUGCAACAUUUGGCAUUUGUAGAGUGUUACAGUGUGGACUGUCUGGAGACGGAUGGGCCUCCCGGUCCAAAAGGCCACCGAGGACAAAAAGGAGCUAAAGGAGACAACGGCGAACCAGGUCUGAAAGGUGGAAGAGGUCGCCCAGGAGACCCCGGUAUCGAGGGUCCCAUUGGUCAACCUGGUACCAAAGGAGAGCCAGGGCAAACAGGCGAAAAGGGAGAGAUAGGAACUCAGGGGAAAAAGGGCGUGGCUGGCAUCCCAGGACGCAAUGGGACAGAUGGACAGAAGGGUAAAAUUGGACGAAUUGGCGCUCCCGGCUGCAAAGGAGACCCAGGCGACAGAGGUCCUGACGGCUACCCCGGAGACGUCGGUGAACGUGGUCCCCCUGGAACCGAUGGAGAGAAGGGUGAUCCCGGUCGUCCUGGAAGACCUGGCCCCCCUGGCCUGUCUGGAGAGCCUGGACCAAAGGGAGAGAGGGGAGGUUCUGGAUCACCUGGCCUCCCUGGACAAAAAGGAAACAAAGGAGCCGAAGGACUUCCAGGAGGCAGAGGCGAGCCGGGGAGAAGAGGAGAACCUGGGCAAAAGGGUGGUCAAGGGCCAGAUGGAGUUAAGGGAGAAAAGGGUGAAAUGGGGCCAGAGGGCUUGAGAGGGCUUCCAGGUGAAGAAGGAAAGAAAGGAGCAAAAGGAGAUAAUGGCCUGCCAGGGCCCAGGGGGCCACCGGGGACAGCAGGAGAGCCUGGGAAAAAUGGUACCAGAGGAGACCCUGGUGAUGCUGGACCAAGAGGAGAACCAGGACAGCCUGGACCAAAGGGUGAUCCUGGAAGACCUGGCUUUAGUUAUCCUGGGCCAAGAGGACCAUCGGGUGACAGAGGAAAUAAGGGCAACCGUGGACCUCGUGGCGGCAGAGGAGACUGUGGUCAAAAGGGUGACCCUGGAAAUAAAGGAACUCCGGGAGAGGGAGGUGAACCAGGGUCUCAAGGGGAACCUGGCCAAAGAGGACCAAGAGGAGACCCUGGACGUGACGGAGAUCCUGGACCUGAGGGAGAUCCCGGCCUCACUGAAUGUGAUGUCAUGAACUACAUCAGGGAAACGUGUGGCUGCUGCGACUGUGAGAAACGCUGCGGAGCCCUGGACAUUGUGUUUGUGAUUGACAGCUCAGAGUCAGUGGGUCUGACUAACUUCACCCUGGAGAAGAACUUUGUCAUCAACACCAUCAACAGACUGGGUUCCCUUGCCAAAGACCCCCAGUCAGAUACAGGCACAAGAGUGGGAGUUGUUCAGUACAGUCACAGUGGAACCUUCCAGGCCAUCCGGCUCAACGACCCCAAGAUUGAUUCAAUGUCUGCUUUCAAGGAUGCAGUGAAGCGUUUGGAGUGGAUCGCUGGAGGAACAUGGACUCCAUCUGCUUUGAAGUAUGCCUACGACAACCUGAUCAGGGACAGCCGCAGAGCCAAAGCCAACGUCACUGUAGUUGUCAUCACUGACGGACGCUUCGACCCCAGAGAUGAUGACUCGCUGCUCACCUACCUCUGCAGUGAUCCCAGUGUUGAUGUGAGUGCCAUCGGAAUCGGAGACAUGUUUGACCAGAUCGAGGAGAAUGAGAGCCUGAAGAGCAUUGCUUGCCAGAAGGAUGGCAGGGUGCUGGGCAUGAGGCGCUUUGCAGACCUGGUAGCUGAGGAGUUCAUUGACAAAAUUGAAACCGUGCUCUGCCCAGAUCCUGUCAUCAUAUGCCCAGAUCUCCCUUGUAAAUCAGAGCCUGCUGUGGCUAGCUGUGUUCAGCGACCAGUGGAUGUGGUGUUCCUGUUGGAUGGUUCUGAGAGGAUGGGACUGGAGAACCACCGCAGGGCCAAAGAGUUCAUUGAGAAUGUGGCUCGCCGCCUCACCCUGGCAAACAACGAUUCAGACAAGAAGAAUGCCCGCUUGGCUCUGCUGCAGUAUGGCAGCACUACAGAACAGAAGGUGGAGUUCCCUCUCACACACAAUCUCACAGUGAUCUCGGAUUCGCUGGCAUCUAUGUCCUAUAUGGAUUCCUCUUCUGCUCUGGGCAGCGCCAUCAUCCAUGCUGUCAACAAUCUGGUGAUUCCAAAGCAGGAUAAAAAGGCUCGUGCCACCGCUGAGCUGACCUUUGUAUUCAUCACUGAUGGCAUCACAGCCAGCGAGCAGCUAGAAGAGGGCGUGUCUGCCAUGAGGCGAGCAGAAGGCGUUCCAACAGUGAUUGCCCUGGGAAAAGACACAGAUGAGGAGGUGCUGCAGAAGGUGUCGCUAGGGGACUCGUCUGCCAUCUUUAGAGGAGAUGACUACGCCAUGUUGAACAAACCCUCAUUCUUUGAGCGUUUUGUCCGCUGGAUAUGCUAGUGAGGAACUUUAACGCUCUACACCAUAGAAUUAGAAUCCACAGAAUGAAAGAAGGGCCUUCAGUGUACACAUAAACACACACACAGAGGCAUCAUCAAACCUCUGUGGUCAUUAUCAUUACUGGAUCUAUAAGGCACUGAAACGGCUACAUAUCCGGUUGUUAAGGGUGAAGAUUCCUUUACAAAAGCCAAAGCAAUCCAUGUAGGACCAGCUGACACAAACACAUAUACAUAAAUACACAAACAAUAUCAUUUGUAAUUUGAUUGAUCUAGUAGUUCUCAUUCAAACCAAAGACACCCAUAAGUGUCCAAGAGGAGAGGUGUAUGAUUAUUGAAUAUUUACGAAAGAAAUUGUAGGUUUUAUUUUGUUUUAUUUUCUAUUGAUUUUCAGUCUCUCUCUCUCUAUCUCUCUCUGUCUUCACAAAGUCAGUAUUUACAUUAAAGGUGCUAAAGUAGAAAUAAAGGACAAAGCCAUCUGAGUGGUUUGGGAGAAGUUUUUUACAUCAUGUUAUGCUGUAAUUACUGUGUUCAGGGGAUAAAUACAAGCAGACAUAUCUUUUCCAGAGCAAAAGAAUCACACAUAAAUGCCCCACACUCAACCACACAAGAAUCACACACACACACACACACACACACACACACACACACACACACACACAGUUAAUUACAUAUACAUUGACAGGCAUAAAAAAACUAAAUCUGUAAACAUUCUAACAGUCCAAAUAAAGCCUAAUGUGGUGACCCCAA
Micropterus salmoides (largemouth bass) is the source of this 3782-nucleotide messenger RNA. It is a transcript of the gene col6a2, whose product is annotated as collagen, type VI, alpha 2. The transcript has 31 exons. NCBI's taxonomy places the organism in Eukaryota, Metazoa, Chordata, Actinopteri, Centrarchiformes, Centrarchidae. The coding region runs from base 1 to 3036 and encodes 1011 amino acids. The record is from RefSeq and is a predicted model, not a curated record.